AUGUUGCGCAACUUUGUUUCCACACUAUGGGCUCUUGUCCUGAUGGUGUCCGUUGCCCAGGCCCAGUUCAACUUCUUCGACCACAUGUUCAACGGGAACCAACAACAGCAGCAACACCACCAAGGCUCUCAGAACGUGCCCAGUGAUAGUGGUCGGUACCAGAAUCAAUGGCGUCAGUCGCAAUGCAGCAACUAUCUUUGCCCCGGAACCCUCGCAUGCGUCAGCUUCCCGCACCACUGCCCAUGCGCGCACCCCGAUGUCGAGGAAAAGGUCGAGCUGGGAGAAGGUAGCGCUAUUUGUGUGUCAAAGGGAGGAUUCAAGGCCGGCGAGGCGGCCCGAAAGAUUGAACUGGCCCGGAAAGGUCUUCUGUGA
Penicillium atrosanguineum is the source of this 372-nucleotide messenger RNA. It is a transcript of the gene lcl2, whose product is annotated as protein lcl2. The transcript is spliced from 2 exons. Lineage: Eukaryota; Fungi; Ascomycota; Eurotiomycetes; Eurotiales; Aspergillaceae. The record is from RefSeq and is a predicted model, not a curated record. The coding region runs from base 1 to 372 and encodes 123 amino acids.